AUUUACAAGAUCCUGGACAAUGACAAGUUAGAUGGUACGGUUAAAACUCAAGUAAAGGAAUUCAUCGAAAGAGAAAUGUCAAACAUUGCAUCCGGAGCAUCUUCUUAUUACUCAUCGUUGAGUGCAAUGGAUGACGAUGAAGACGGAUUGAUGGGAUUGGUCAGGAAACAAUUGAACGAGGUCCUCCAGGAACAACUUACAAAAAUGAUGGACGGAGCUAGCGCCGAUUAUGCACUGUACACUGGUGGCGCUCGAAUUAUCCAUCAUGCUACCUCACGUGAUUAUGAACAAUGGCCGAGCAAAGGGUACCAACGACUGUGGGGUAUGCUUACUCAUCGUAAUGUAAUAAAAUCCAACAGAGCCGAGACUGUGAUCACGCCUAGUAUGAACGUGGGAGAGUGCUGGUGCUUCAAUGGUACCGAAGGACAAAUUGCCAUACGGCUGUCUCGGAGUAUUGUGGUCACCCAGGUUACAUAUUCGCAUAUUAGUAAAGAGAUGGCGAUUGAUCCGGUGAGCAGUGCGCCUAAAGAGUUCGAGCUGUGGGGAGUGGUCGAUCAGUCGGAGGGCGAUGGUGCUGCCAUUGAUGAGGGAAAAGAUGAUAGUGGAUCCGAUAUAAUAAAUGACCAGGGACAAUUCUCGAAAAUCCAAUCGACACGAAAACAUGAAUUUGAAUUCCUCAAAGAUUUCAAUUUCUUCUUGGGUAAAUAUGA
Messenger RNA from Acaulospora morrowiae, 710 nucleotides. NCBI's taxonomy places the organism in Eukaryota, Fungi, Glomeromycota, Glomeromycetes, Diversisporales, Acaulosporaceae. The record is from the annotation of a GenBank genome assembly.